AUGGUGAUAAAUCAGGCUCCAGAGCCAGGGAAAGGUGUGCAGCAGGAUACGUGCAAGCAUGCCACGUCUGAGAUUAUCCUUAUUCCCCAGCCAACUGAAGAUCCAUCUGACCCGCUGAAUUGGUCCAUGUCUAAAAAGAUCAUCAUUCUCGCUCUUGUGUCUAUAUCAGCAUUUAUUGGAAUAGCCCAGGCUCUGGCUAAUCAGUCUGGAUUCUUUGCCCAGGCAGAGCUUUACAACAAGAACCCAAUCCAAAUAUCCUAUUCGAUCUCCGCGGCAAUCGCAGGACUUGCUACUGGGCCAUUUAUCUGGACCUUGCUAUCUAAAAGCGUCGGUCGCUCCUCAUGUAUUUUCUGGGGCUUGCUGGGAACGUUGGGCUGCGGUAUUUGGUCCGCUACGAUGACAGGAACGAAUGACUACAUCUCCUUUGUUAUUUCUCGGUGGCUUGCGGGAACGUUUGGUUCUGCACCAUCAACACUUGGGGCUGGAACAGUGCUUGACAUGUUCUUUCUUCACCAGCGUGGAAAGGCGUUUGCGUGCUACACCUUGUGCACGCUCUUUGGGACCCAGAUAGGCGCUACGCUGAGUGGAUUUAUUGUUGAAUAUGCACCAUGGCCUGUUCAGUUCUGGUGGACUGUAGGCUUGGAAGGGCUUAUGGCUAUUUUGGUCUUUCUUUUCCUUGAAGAGACAGGGUUUUCGCGGGAAGGAAAUGCAAGGACGUACGCAGAACCGCCUCACUCCUGGUUAAGGAACCGAGUGGCCACAUUCUUCCCUGGAAAUCCAGUCUCCCCACAGGAGCGAGCGGGUGGGAAACACAAUCUACUGGCUCUGUGUCUCGUGGCCAUCUCACCUGUAACUCUCCUCGCAGGGACAUUCCUUCUCCUUACCUUUGGCUGGGCAGUGGCAGUGGCCACACUUCUCUCAGUCUUUCUACAAACACCUAAGGAGGAGGGCGGCUAUGGUUUCUCCCCACUUCAAGUUUCCUGCUUUACAUUCACAAAUUGGGUGGCCCUCUUUGCUGCUCAAGUCUAUGGUAUUCUUCUUAAUGACCGCAUCCCCAUUUGGUUCUGUCGCCGGUUUCGACGGGGGAUGUGGGAACCUGAAAUCCGUUUAUUCCCAGUGCUCCUUGUCCCUAUGGUACUCCUACCGGUUAGCCUUGGCCUGUUUGGUGCAGGGCUUCAGUAUCAUCUGCACUUCAUGGUUCUCGCUCUAGCUGUUUUUCUUGGUGGCUUCUGCGAGAAUAUCCUCAUACCCGUAACAAUAAAUUAUGUUGUUGAAUGCUUCACUGAUUAUGCAGAAGAGGUGGCAGCGAUACUGAACUUCUUUCGGCUGUCUUUGGGCCUUACGGUACCUUUUUUUAUUAAGCACUGGGAGGAGGCAGUUGGGUUGGGGUGGGUGUUUGGUAUGAUGGCUUUCUUAGCCUUGUUUGCCUUUUCCCUAAUGGGACUGCUUGCCUGGAAGGGAGCACUAAUUCGCCAAUAUUCUGUGGCACAUUUGAGAAAAUCAGAGGACGGAAUGCGACUGAUUGCGCAGAGAGAAGUCAUGGCUAUAUAA
Molecule: messenger RNA, 1551 nt
Organism: Aspergillus tanneri
Lineage: Eukaryota; Fungi; Ascomycota; Eurotiomycetes; Eurotiales; Aspergillaceae
Exons: 2
Coding region: 1-1551 (516 amino acids)
Biological process (GO): transmembrane transport
Molecular function (GO): transmembrane transporter activity
Source: RefSeq, a predicted model, not a curated record